AUGUCCAUGGAUAAUAACCAUUCUCAAAGUCAUUCUCCCAGUGAAUCUGCUACAAUCAACCAUUCAGAUUUACAAAUUUCGAAAAAGGAAUCAUUGGAAUUACAAUAUGGGAACAAUGUAAAUAAAGGUAUUAAUUCUUAUCAAAAUAACCAACAAAAUGAUGAAAAUUCAAACAAUCAACCUUCAAAACUUCUUUUCUUCAACUAUCAUGAAUAUAUGGUCAAGAACUACACAUCUUUAGAAACAGGAGUAUCGGAUAUUUAUGAUCAGGCCCUGGUUAUUACACAUUUCCCAAGUUAUACAUCAUCAGAAGUUGAACAAAAAAGAAUUGUAAGAAUACCCAGAGUAUUUACUGAACAAGGAAUCAUAUAUCCACAAUUCUCAACUUUACUACCAGGAAGAGAAAGUGCAGCUAUAAAAUCACAAGAUUUAAGUGAUGAUGAAAUUGAAGGAUUUAUACCAAAAGGGAUUUAUGAUGGUGAAUUAUUUGGUGUUACUUCUGAAAGUCCAUUAAGUAAUUAUUUUAAUGAAGAUGAAUUUAAAUCAAUUAUGGAUAGAAUUAAUGUUAAUUUACAAGAUUGUUAUACAAGUUCUCAUUUAUGGAAUAUUUUAGAAUUUAUAUUUGAUAUGUUAACUUUUUGGAUACUAAGUGAUUUUUUCAAAUUUCAAUCAAAAAGAGUGAGUUUUAAUGUGAAUUCAUAA
Molecule: messenger RNA, 702 nt
Organism: Hansenula ciferrii
Lineage: Eukaryota; Fungi; Ascomycota; Saccharomycetes; Phaffomycetales; Wickerhamomycetaceae
Gene: SHR5
Product: Shr5p
Exons: 1
Coding region: 1-702 (233 amino acids)
Biological process (GO): protein targeting to membrane; peptidyl-L-cysteine S-palmitoylation
Cellular component (GO): extrinsic component of endoplasmic reticulum membrane; endoplasmic reticulum palmitoyltransferase complex
Source: RefSeq, a predicted model, not a curated record